AGCAUUAUUAUUUUUUAGCCUUUUCCUUAAAAAAAAAUGGCAAAUAUUCAGGAAGAUGAUAAUUUCGUAAUUCAUGGACUGAAGUCGGAAAUACCUCUGGUUAAGUUACCCGUUGGAAAGCUCAUUCAAAAUGAACUUUUAAAUGUUCCCGCGGAAGCAGUAGCUUUGAUAGACGGAUUUACUCAAAAACAGAUCCUGUACAGGGAACUCUUACAAAAAUCAGUAGACCUGGCUGAAGCACUCAGACGACACGGUUAUGAAGGGCAACACAACGUCUUUUCAAUAUCCAGCGAGAAUUGUCUGGAAUUUUUUAUUCCAGUUUUUGCCAGUUAUUUUAAUGGCACCAUUAUGGCUCCACUAAAUCAUUUGUAUACAGAGUAUGAGCUAGAAUACGUCUUAAAAAUUAGUUAUCCCAAAGUAAUAUUUUGUUCCGAAGACACUCUUGAUAAUUUUAUUAUAUUGAAAAAGAAGUUGGGAUUUAUUGAAAGAAUCAUUUUACUGAGUAGAUCAGAUGAAACUCCAGCUUCCAAUGAGUACGAAACUAUUGAUGAAUUUUCCAAAAAUACCUUGCAAGGAGUUAAUGUAGAUCCAAGAACAUUUAGUCCCACGUUAGGUGAUGUCAACAAGAUGGUGGCUUUGAUAAUGUGCUCCUCUGGCACUACUGGUCUUCCUAAGGGUGUAGCUAUAUCGCAUUUGGCACUUUGUCUUAGAUUAACUCAUAGUAGGGACCCACGGUACCAAAACACCAAUAGCAAGUUCCUUCUCGGAAUAAUGCCUUUCUUCCACGGUUAUGGUAUGCAUGUCACCUUUAGUAGCCUGCUAAAUGGACACACCGUUAUCUGCAUGAGGCAAUUUGAUGGCGAAGUUUACCUUAGGUCAAUCCAAGAUUAUAAGAUUGACUCCAUAGGAAUUGCUCCACCUUUGGCUCUAUUCUUUAUCAACUCACCUCUUGUAGACCAAUAUGAUUUAAGUAGUCUUAAAGAUGUAUUUUGUGGAGCGGCUCCAUUGGGUCGAGACGUUGAGGAGCAAUUGAAAAAAAAACUAAAUAUUAAAUCGAUGCGUCAAGGCUAUGGCCUUACAGAAAUGACCCUAGCCGUUACAGUCGUAACUUAUGGUGAUUCAAGACCAGGUUCGUCUGGUAAAGUGAUAUCUUUUUUAUCUGGCAAAGUUAGAGAUCCAGAAACCGGAAGAUCGUUGGGACCAAAUCAGGUUGGAGAGCUCUGCUGGAAGGGGCCUUAUCAAAUGCUUUACUAUUAUAAUAACCCAGAAGCUACAAAAGAAACUUUUACAUCAGAUGGUUGGCUUAAAAGUGGCGACUUAGGAUACUAUGAUCAGCAAGGAUAUUUUUACAUUAUAGAUCGUUUAAAAGAGCUUAUUAAAUACAAAGGAUACCAAGUUGCUCCAGCUGAACUAGAAGCUCUCCUACUAAAUCAUCCAAAAAUCAGUGAUGCAGGUGUUGUGGGUCUUCCUGAUGAGCUUGUUGGUGAAAGACCCGUGGCGUUUGUGGUAAAGAGAGAUGCAGACUUAACAGAGGACGAUGUCAAGAAAUAUGUUUCUGAUAACCUCUCACCUCAGAAGCGGCUAAGCGGAGGGGUGAUUUUUGUGGAUUUCAUUCCGAAAAGUCAAGCUGGGAUCAAGAUCUUAAGAAGAGAACUCAGGAAUAUGUUGAAAGAGUACAAGAGCUCCAACUUUGAAUCCAAAUUAUAAUAUUUUUUCUUCAAGGUAUAGAAAAAAGUUACUAACCAUACGUUCUGUAUAGUUAAUUUUAUAUAGACCUUAAAUUUAAAGUUUCAUUUAAGCUUGAAUUCUUGUUAUAAUGUAUGUACAUAUAUCGGGUGGUGCGUCGCAGAGCGGAACAUAGGAAAACCCAGGUAAAUUUUAAGGGGGUCAAUUAUUGACUUCCCUGUACAUUUUAUAGAAAAAAUGUAAUAUAACUUUUUGAAGAGACCAAUUUGGCAAACCCUUGUGCAAAGUUUCAAAAAAUUUUAAUAAGCGAUUCUUGAAUUAUUCAAUUAAAUGUAAUUAUUAGCAAAUUUUCGGUUCAGGUAAAACCAAACGGGCACCAGUAAAAUGAAUAUUGUCACUGACGUGAGGAAAAGUGUCAAUAAAUCAGUGAUAGUCGGUAUUUGAAAACAAGUAUGAAUUAUUCAAUCGACGAACAAAUAGCCAUAAUUAAGUGGUAUUAUGCGGGAAACAGUUUUAGAGCAGUAUCUGAAAUGUUUUCAGUUUAUUUACCCACCAAGCCCAUUCCGUCCAUUUUAACUAUUAAAAAAAAUAUUUCGUAUUCGGCUGUAUGUCAGAUUUGACAAAGCCUUAUAACAAAUUGUUUGCUGAUGGCUGGUGUCUGGUUUUACCUAAACCGAAAAUUUGGUAAUUUUGCAAUUACAUUUAAUUGAAUAAUUCAAGAUUCGCUUAUUAAAAUUUUUUGAAACUUUGCACGAGGGUUUGCCAGAUUGGUCUCUUCAACAAGUUAUCUUACAUUUUUUCUGUAACAUGUACAGGGAAGCCAAUAAUUGACCUCCUUAAAAUUUACUUGGGAUUUCCUAUGUUCCGCUCGGCGACGCACCACCCGGUAUGUUUUCAUUUAAUAUCAGAUUAACAAAAUUUUUUUUAAAUUCUAUUUUAUAUUGGUUUCCGUACUUGCGGAUACAGUUUUAUCUUGGAAUAAAAAUAUUUACAUAA
This is a messenger RNA of Anthonomus grandis grandis, 2682 nucleotides long. Its product is annotated as luciferin 4-monooxygenase-like. The transcript is spliced from 8 exons. Bases 37 to 1707 code for a protein of 556 amino acids. NCBI's taxonomy places the organism in Eukaryota, Metazoa, Arthropoda, Insecta, Coleoptera, Curculionidae. The record is from RefSeq and is a predicted model, not a curated record. Gene Ontology annotation, molecular function: long-chain fatty acid-CoA ligase activity. Gene Ontology annotation, biological process: long-chain fatty acid metabolic process; fatty-acyl-CoA biosynthetic process.